Messenger RNA from Acaulospora morrowiae, 916 nucleotides. Lineage: Eukaryota; Fungi; Glomeromycota; Glomeromycetes; Diversisporales; Acaulosporaceae. The record is from the annotation of a GenBank genome assembly.
AUCUUACGUUACAAGAUUGUGGGCAGCAAUAUCCUGACAUUGGUACAAAAUUAGAUGAUUUUAGAACUAGCCGUGAGGAACUCGAAAAUAGACGUAAGGCACUUCAGGAAGAGCUCGAAGAGGUCGAACGUAAACUAAUAAAUAAUAGCACGAAGAUGCAAGAGGUUGAAUAUGAGAGAGGUAGGGUCGAAGGAAUUGAGAAUCAAAGGGCACUGCUGCUUCAAAACAGAAAGAAUGCUGACGAAGUGUUAAAGACAUUGAUGGAUAAAGUUGAUAAAUCGACCAAACCUAACCAAGAAGAAACAGUUAAAUCAUCAAGUAAAUCAGUUGAUAAGAAUGCAAAUGGAAAGCGAAAUGUACCUACUGAAAUAAUGUCUCCGGAAACGCUCCUUAAAAAGACUAAGCUUUCUUCGAGUGUUCCUUCCGAAGAAAUGGACCAAUUGAGACAAAGACUAGAAAACGUUAGUAGAGAGCAUCAAGAAAUCCGACAAAACAUUGUGACCUUAAGCACUCGGAAGGUAGGUGCCACACCUAAUCCUUCCGAUUACACAACCACUACUUUAGCAGAAAUGGACCCCGUGCCUGAGGGCAUUUCAGCGCACUCUGUUGGAAAGAUUCAUAUUGUUGAUGGUGGUGACACGGUUGACGAAAAUGUUUACGCAGUCACAAGCGCCACAACUGACCACCUGUCCGAGACAUCUACCAGCAACAUCAAUAAUAAUGCUGCCAUCAAUAACAGUACUUCUAGAGCCUAUGAAAAACAUACACCAGUUGUGUGGAGCGAUUCCGAUGAUAAUCUUGCUUCCGAAGCGGAUGAAGAUCCUUUUGAAUCCUAUCGUUCUAUCAGAUUGUGCAAAAAUUCGAAGCAAAAAUCACAUUCGCUUACAUAUAGCAACAAGAUUCAUCCUGAUCGCAA